CGGACACAUGGUACACCCAAACAUCAGUAGAUUCACUGUGUCUACCAUAGUCUGAAGACUUAGAGAACGGGUAAUUACCUUUUUUGACAUUAUAGAAUGUUAAUGUUGACAGCAAUUUCUGUAUGACUGUGUUCUCUAUUUUUUUUUCUAACUAUCUACAAGUGCUAAAUGCACAGGUUUUUUGCUUUGGAACAUCCAUUUAGCCUACAGCGAACAAUGAAUAUUUAUUUCUACAGCCUCAUGUCCUGGCAUUGUAUUUUCUACUUUUCUAUGUAGCAUUUAGUGACUGUAGUCGUGUUUUUAAUUUUGAUUGAUUCGGGGCACAAUUUGACAACAUAGCUCAGUUUUGAGCACAGAUUGAACUGUUUUGAGGUGAAAGUUUGGUUUUGCAAGAGGAGUUUGAGUUUUGUGAAUAAAGCUUGAAAAUUGGGUUAUGUGUUCACUGUUAAGAGAAAAGGAGAGCAACCUUGGAGAAAUGUGUCUUAGCAAUCGAGAAAAACUGUAUUAUCAGCUGAGAUAUAUUGUUUUUGAACUCGUAUCAUUACAAAAACAGAGCUUUUUAUACAAUAUUUAAGGUUUGCAAUUUUGUUUUAUCUAUUGUGGGAUGUUGUGUGUUAACAUUUGUAAAUAAUACAAAAACUAUCCAUAGUUUUGUUGGAAGGUAUAGCUUGUCUGUUAAGCAAAUGUAAGCAUUGUGGAAAUGUGUUUACUGACUGCAUAUUGUGUGAAAACAACAUGAAAAGUGUGAAUGAUAUGGCCACAAAAGACCGAUGCUGUGCUAAGUGUGUUAAGAGUUUUGAAAAUGCGACAACUGUUCGGACAAACGCUUGUCAGUGGCUAAAAUAAAAUUGUAAUAGUAUCUGACGCCGGGUCCAUUUUUCCGUAGAGACCCCAAGAUGGCGCCAUUGUCGUUUAACAUUAAACUGAACACCGACCCUUUGGCACAAGCCCCGCCCCCGCCCCGCCCACACAGUGACGAACACCGGCUUCCUCUCCCUCCACACAAUAACAACAGCUGAUAGCAGCUAAAGAUGGCCGCCGCAACCAUGGCGGGGCCCGACGCCCACAGGAUGGAGGAGAAGAAGUUCGAGUAUUUCUCCUCCAUCAACUCCAUGGCAAGGAAAAUAAUGCAGGAACGGGAGAAAAUCAAAGCCCAGCACGGCUCGUCUUGGGAGAAAAUGACCCCGCAAGAGCAGGACACCGCUAUCGACAACGAGAUGAUGGACCCACAUAUUCGAGCCCGAUACGGUAUGCACAGAGUUGACCGUGAAGAAGUGGUCUGUUACCCGAAACUGCUCAUUCAGACGGGUCAGAAGAUCGUUCAUUUCGGAGAGGAGGUACUUUGAAUACAUUUUCAAUCGUAUUAUGUGGUUUUAAAGGCGUUUUAGAGAUCAUUUUAAGCUGUGUUUUCAUGGCUGCGUACUAGCCACGUAGCUGUUAAAAUAUGCUGGCGUACGUCAUUGGACUGAUGCGUUACCUAGCGACAGAUACAUAUUUCAGCCAUUAUUCCUAAUAAGUGAAUUCACACAUUAAAAGAUGAGUUAAAUUAUGAUAGCUGGUUUCGUUUUAUAGACCUCAGGGCUAUUAGUCUUCUAUAACACAGCUCAGUUUAUCUAAAUGUCGAAAACCCUGUGUCAAUAACAUUGUUUCUUUUUAGGAUAUCACCUGGCAGGAUGAGCACUCGGCCCCUUUCUCAUGGGAAACAAAGGUAUGUUUAUUGAGGUUAGGCUCAAGUGCGACACACUACACUGGAUUGUUGCAGCCAACUUUUGUUUAUAUCAUUGUCAUAAUGACUAUUACAAAGUUAUUAAGCCUGUUAUGAACAAGCUGAUGUCAAGAUUGAUGCCUCUGUGUGACCUCUAAAAGCAAAGUAGGAACAAGAUUGAUAUCUAUAUUGAUUGAGUCAAAGCACAGCUGUUUUAUCUAUGAAACUCUUUAAAAAUCCCUGUUUUAUGUAAGCGCUGCUAAUAAGGUUAUAGGGGAGAGUGGGGUAAGUUGAGCCAAAGGGUAAGUUGUUGCUUGGAAAUGGUAAAAGAAAUUGAUCAUGUGAUCAAAUAUUAGGAGAUGGGCAUCAAUUCAUGGAGUCUGUGAAGGUUAGAAGCACAUGGGUGAAGGGGUUAGACAUUUAUUUCUAAAAAAAAAAAAACAUUUUUCACUCUUGAAAGUGAAUUUAGUCUGUCACUCAAUUUUAUUAGAAUUGUGUUCAGACCAAAAAAAGAUCAUUUUAAUUUUGUUUUAUCCAUCAAUUGUGGUAUCUAUGAGCUACAACAUGAGGUCAAAAAUUUAGCAUAAAAGUCCACCAUUUUAGCUUCAAGGACUAAUAAAGUCAUAAAAGUAGUUCUGGGGUAAGUUGAGCCAGUGGUUCAACAUAUGAAUGUGAAGAAGUGACUGUUAUUUAGGUACAGAGGUGAGGGAGACUUUUUUUGGCAUGCUGUAUUACCAAGACACUUAUGUUUACACUAAUUCUGUUGGUUUGCAGGAAUGCACAACAUCUUGAAAUAUAUGCAGAUACACUAGUUAAAGACAUCAUCCUACCCCACUUUCCCCUAAUUAAUACUCAUAUUUAGUAUCUUGCCUUUCAAGGGCUGUAUAUGAAUGCAAAAGUUCUGUUUUUUGUUUUGUGAACUUUGUGUCUUUUUUUCAGAGCCAGCUGGAUUUCAGCUUGACACCAGGCUCUUCAGAGCAAGGGGUCUCAGCCUCACAGGCAGACUCAAAGGCUGCAAAGGCAUCUGGACAGCUGGGAAAGAGUACACCGGGAGUUAAGGUAUGGCAAGGAGUGCACUCUGGCUUUUUAAAUGUGUUACGGUAUGGUUAACGUAUAACAAAAAUAUUUAGCUCAACAUCACACCAUUUGAGAACAUGUAACUUUCCAGUAAUUAUGUAAUCCUCGUGGGCUAACAUGACCCAUUUAUGCAUGCAGCUCUGGUCGUGUUGAUCGAAAACAGCUUAAUCAUCUCGAGGUCUUUAAGCACAUUGUAAUGUUGUUCGGAAGGUGUCUGUCAGCGAGGGACGCCGGCCAGAUGAAGAGUCAUCUUUCUGGAAGAUCACCUCUGAGAGGUCCCGACUGGAGGGAGAAAAAGCAGACUUCCAGUCCCUCACCCCCAGCCAGAUCAAAUCCCUGGAAAAAGGAGAGAAGUCCUUGCCCUCCUACCUUCGACAGGUAAGCGCAGAACUCCCUGAAUGUUUCUUAUUAGCUAUAAAGAAUUAAACUAACUGCUGUAGGAAAAGUUUGGUGUAUUUCACAAGCUGUGUAACCUAAAAUUGAUUUGAGCCUGAUGUAUUCACAAGCAUGAGAUGUGAAAGAUGUUAAAAGCAGUGAUAAAAGUAUACUUUAGCUAUAGUAACAGUGUGUUUAUUAUGAUGAAUCCAACUUUAAGGAUGAACAACUAUUACGUUAUUUUUCUGCAGGAGUCCUCCAAGGAGCCUGAGACAGUAGACUCCCACCCUCCAGCACCAGCACCAGCACCUGCACCUGCAAGGUCUACCAAACAGCGAGCGCCCAAACCUCCUGCUCCCCCUCCCCCUAUCCCUGUUGCUGUCAGUGCAACACCGGCAUCCAUCUCCAUUUCUCCAAACCCAGCCCCUCCAGUGAGCGUGUCCUCAUCAGUCGCAGGCUGGGAGCGAUCUCAGAGCACCCUGCCAUCAGUCAGCAACACUGUGGAUGAAGUGUUUUCCUCCAGCCUGAUGUCCAAGUCCCCCAGCCAACCCAAAAGUGGAGAGAAAGAGAGAGGGGAUGACGGUUCAGCCUCAAGUCCCACUUUUGCUCAGGUGAGUCUGAAACAGAUAUGAGGUCCAUUUUACAGGCACAUUAGAAGAAGUAGGAAUUUGAAGGUGCUGUUUUGUGAGAUGACAGGGAGUGAAAGCAGAACAGUCAUUUUGAGAUUGUUUUGUGGAAAGGUUUAUUUUCUAAAAGACAAACAUUGUCACUUUGCGGUGCAACCCUGCAGAAGGGCGCCAUUCUGUUGGAUUCUGUGUAAAAACAGCCAACAGAUACCUUCUAUGUGUGUGUAAGCAUAACACAGACAGAGAGCAGAGCUCUCCGUGAUCUAACUUAGUCGCUGCAUUUUUAAAGCCUCACUAGAAUUAAACCAAACCAAACUUUUCAGAUUCUGUCUGCAUUAUGGCUUUCUAAGACAGCCUGAAUAAACAAAAAUUGACUGUGUGCAAGCAUCUUAGAAAAAACAAAUAAAAAUCCGUCAGAAGGCCUUUGCAUUAAAGAGGAAAUGCAGAGAGAGGCUAUUUAAACAAGGAGAACCACCUCUUCUCUGUGGAUCAGUUUGAAGUAAGGAAAGUGAAUCAAGAAAAAGAAGGUAGAUAUUCACUAAAAAGCAGAGAUUCAGUCACUGGCCCUCCUGGAAUGUUUUUACAUAUUGUUUCCUCUGGGACAGUUAUAAUCAGCAUUUUCUGAUACAGCAACAAACUGUGUUGAGACAGUUGUUUUGGGGAAAGUAUUUGCUGUUUUACACUUCAAAUAGUAUUGUGAUAACGCGCAACCAUUUCCUCUACCAAUCUUUCACAGAUGUAAAUGAUUUGCAGACCAUUAAAUUCUAUUUUGUCUCAGUUGCAAGAAAACUGUACAGCCUUUAAACCAAGAUGUUAAAAAUCCAAUUACUUUAACCAAUUAAGUGACUAAAGCAAACCUGCUUACAUUAUCAAAUAUCAGCACCUCAACUACAGGGAGUACAAAAUUUGUCUCACAGCAGAUCAGAUUACAUCCUGGUUAAUAGCUUGUUGCUACCUAGACAGAAGGUAAUAGUCUCUUUCUCUCUGUCUCCUCUACCCCACAGUUCAACACAAGCAGCAGCAUCCUGAAGACCGGAUUCGACUUCCUAGACAACUGGUAACCCACAGCCUAGACCGGCCACCACUCUGGAUGAAUCAUUAUCAUCAUCAUUCACCCUAAAGAAGGACCACACUGCCAUGACCACAGAAAAUCAUGUCUAGAUUUUAACCACCAGUCAUUAAGUAGACCACGAUAAGUUCUUGUAAUUAUCUUCUGUGGCUUGUUAAGACAUUAUCUCACCGACUGUGUUCUAGUGCCCCCUACCCACCCACUAGAAAGCUCCCUUUACUCUCUGAUUAGGGUUGAAUGUCUUUAUUUGCUUGCCAAACACCCCCUUCCCGCCAAGUAUAGAUAGCAGGGUUUGAACCUCAGAGACUUUGUGUGUGUUUGCUCCCUGACUGUGCAUUUAUUCUGCUAUCAGCUUGGUUGAAAGGUUGGACCACUCAGACCCCUGUCUUUGAUCCUUGUGAAUGAAACCAGAUCACUUCCAGCACAUUUAAGGGGCCAUUAUAUACCAUAAAGCUAAUGUAAAGGCAACCAUGAAACACUCAAGGCUGAUUUAAAUGCAUCAGAACUUGAUUUUAGUUUCUGACAAAACUUGGAAGGACGUUUUAAGACAUAAAAAAAUCCUUCCGCAUUAUAAUAAGAGCAAAUGAGGAAUUUAUUUUAUCUGUUUUAUUAAAUUCAUAUAGUUUAUAAGUUUAUAGUCAUAACGGUACGAUGGUUCAUUUUUCCGUAGGAGUUAAGAGUUCAUCAUCACAAAGAGGCUGCUGUUUUGACAAGAGUGAAGUGCAGCUGAAAAUCAGUUUCUCGCUUCACAUCUUGUUGCCCAUGUGUUGGAAAAAAACGGGUUAAGAUUUACACUCAAAUACCUGUCACAUCACCACGAUUUUAAAAACUGUUUUGGUCACUAUAGCUACAUUGUUUUGAUGCCGUAAAUCUGAAUCCAUCAAUGAAUCUGACCAUGGGACCACACUAUUAAGAGCUAUUGCACACUUAAGUUCUUUAAACUCCUAUUACCACAGAACGAUGUGGAAAUACAGUAAUGAGUUUUGGCCAGUUCUGAUUCAAAACAAUAAUUUAGCUGCUUUUUCUGAGGAGAACUUUGAUAUCACGCCUGCAGCCUGUUGAUAAGUAGCUUACAGCAUGAAUGCACAGUCAUGGUGAAAGUCGGAUGCCUUCUUGUACAAUCUUUAGACACUACAAUAGCAAGCAGUUAUUUAUUUUGUACUAUUAGCAUGUUGAACUUUUCCUCUGUGCGACACUAGACCCUCUUCUAUUUUUGAUGUUUAUUUUUGUUAUGAAGAACUUGCUCUCUAUUGUGCUUUUAUUUAUACUUCGUUAUAUAUUCCUAUAAGUCUAAGAAUCAUUCAGCUUAAGUAGAGCUCAGUCUUGCAUUCCUGGCCUUCAUAGAUAGAUAAAGCUCUUUGACUCUCUUGUUUUUUUUCCCCAUUGCAUCGUCUUACAAAAAUAUAGAAGAAUGUAUUCCAUUUUUAUACACAUUCAUUGAAUUAGAUUGUGGUUUUUAGAUGGUGGAAACCAGGCUGUUGGCGCAUUAAAAAGGAAUGGGAGGGGAAAAAAAAGAAAAACAACAGCAGCCAUAGAAGUGCUUAGACUUCUUCAUGGAAAACUCAUGGCCGCCAUAUGAAACUGUUACAGAUGUCCUGUGUGGAUUUAGCUGCUUGCCAACACUUCCUCACUGAAGUCACCCCUUUCCAGAACUGUCACCUUUGACCUCAAACUUGUGCUGAGCAAAUGUGUGCAUUUAUAAUGAAAUUAAAAGGUGUUUUAGAUAAACAGGCAGGCACGUAGUGAUUUACACCAUUUGUGUCAUAGAUUAAAAAUCCAGUUUACAUGACUAGAGGACUAUUUUACUGAAUUUUAUAUUUAUCUGCUGAUUGUAUCUUAUUCUAUACAUGUAUGCACUCUGCAUUUUUGGGGUCACAAUUUAAAAGGAAGUGAAUAAAAAAUAAAAGUCAAACAGCCUUGUUA
Messenger RNA from Xyrichtys novacula (pearly razorfish), 6775 nucleotides. The record is from the annotation of a GenBank genome assembly. NCBI's taxonomy places the organism in Eukaryota, Metazoa, Chordata, Actinopteri, Labriformes, Labridae.